AUGUCGGCGGCCCCGACCCGUUGCCCGCCUCACGGUCUCAUGCCCGAGCGGCCGAGCGGCCGGGCGCCCGCAGUGACAGCACAAGCGGAGGAGGCAGCGGCGGAGGUGGAACGCUGGGAAGUGCAGUUCGCCCGCGAGGCCCCUGCCGACGGGACUCGGCAAACGAACUACAAGGCCCGGCGUGCAUUGCGCAACUGCGGGCCUGCGGCCUCGGAGAAGAGGCGGAGCGAGAGGAGGAGGAGAGCCCGCAGUAUCCCGGACGGCGGUGCUCGGAACGCGACCAGGAGGGCGACGCGGCGGCUGCAGCUAUGGGCGCUGGGCCUGCGGGGGCGCGGAGGGGGCUCGAGGAACUGCCGGGCGGGGCUGGAGAGACUGCCGCCGGGACUGGCCCUCGACGCUGAGCCGCGGUGGGGUCUCCGCCGGCGCUGCGAGGGCCUGUGAGCUCGAGCGAGGCGCAUCGGAGGAGCCGGGCAGUCCCCGGCCACCUCAAGAUCGAGAGGACCCUGUGGGCACAUCUGGGGGUGCCUGGACCCGCCGGGUACGUUUCAGGGGCCGGGGCGCGUCCUCAGAGGCCGCCGCACACCGGCGGGGCAACCGCCGGGGCCCAGCGCCGCCUGGGUCGAGCCCCCGGGGCGCCCCUGGAUGGCUGAGCUGCCCCCUUGCCGGCCGCCCGGGCGCCGCAGUGGCUGA
Molecule: messenger RNA, 690 nt
Organism: Neogale vison (American mink)
Lineage: Eukaryota; Metazoa; Chordata; Mammalia; Carnivora; Mustelidae
Product: stress response protein NST1-like
Source: RefSeq, a predicted model, not a curated record